This is a messenger RNA of Gilbertella persicaria, 1344 nucleotides long. RefSeq names its product casein kinase II, regulatory subunit. The transcript has 3 exons. The coding region runs from base 128 to 1033 and encodes 301 amino acids. The record is from RefSeq and is a predicted model, not a curated record. Gene Ontology annotation, molecular function: protein kinase regulator activity. Gene Ontology annotation, cellular component: protein kinase CK2 complex; cytoplasm. Lineage: Eukaryota; Fungi; Mucoromycota; Mucoromycetes; Mucorales; Choanephoraceae.
ACGAAUGACGUCAAACAAGUGCUUAUUUUUCGACUGUGAGUAUACGAAAAAAGUAUUUUUCUUUUUCUUUUACCCCUUCUUUUAUUGAAACGCACAAAUAUACACACAAAAAAGAAGAAGAAGGGUGAUGGAUAGAAUAUUCAGUACAAACACAGUAGAGAAUGAAAAUAUAGAUUAUGAUGACAAUGAAGAUUCUGAAUCCAACACAGAUGGUUCCUUACAGAGUUGGAUUAGUUGGUUCUGCUCACUUUCUGGACAUGAAUAUUAUUUAGAAGUGCCUGAAGAAUUUAUUGAAGACGAAUUUAACUUGACUGGAUUGUCAGCACUUGUUCCGUUUUAUAAUGAAGCACUUGAAAUGAUAUUAGAUAUUGAGCCUGAAGAAACAUCAGAUCAUGAACAUCAAGAUGUAUCUGAAGAAGAAGAAGAAGAUGAUGAUGGAUUUUGGUUAGAAAAACCACGCCAACCUCGACACAGUGGGUGGGUUGAUCCCAAUGUGGUGGAACCCUACGCUGCUAUGUUAUAUGGCCUGAUUCACGCUCGAUAUCUUGUUACACGGAAUGGUCUCCGGCUGAUGGCUGAGAGAUAUUCGAGUGAGCAGUUUGGUGUGUGUCCUCGUUACUAUUGUUACAAGUGUCCAGUGCUUCCUUGUGGACGAUAUGAUGAAAUUGCGCGUGAAAGUGUGCGUCUUUAUUGCCCUUCUUGUAUGGAUCUCUAUUGUCCUCCAAACCCAAUAUUCCAGAAUAUUGAUGGCUCUCAUUUUGGUACUACUUACGCACAUCUUAUGCUUCAAACAUAUGCUGAAUUGAUUCCAAAACCAAAACCACACAUUUAUCAACCACGUAUUUUUGGUUUUCGAGUCAAUGAACGAUCUCAUGCUGGCCCAAGGAUGCAAUGGCUUAGAAUGAGACCAGAAGAAUACACUGAACAAGAUACAGAGGUAAGAUACAUAUCCAUAGAAACAAAUACUAACAUCAUGAUGGGCAGCCAUUGCAGGCGGUGGAUCAAAAGACAGAAGAGGAAAAAACAACAUUGACUGAUCAGGUGGAAGGAUGGCGAGUCCGAGACUCACGCUUCAAUAGUUUAUUUCGACGGUUUUUCUAAUUUAUAGGUGUGAUAUCAUCUCUGUAACACAAAUGAUGUUACUCGUUGUCAUUUUUGUAAUAGCCAAGUUGCACGCUUUUAAACUUUGUUACACAUCCAAAAAAAAAGUUAAUAUAUACCUGUGAAACUCCCUUUUCAAAUUUCUUGAUAUUGUUGGCUUUAGCCAUUCGUUCUGUAGUAGAAGGAAUUGAAGGAGAGUUAAAAAAAAAAGUAUAUGUAUUAUGUCAUUUCUUUAUUUUUUCG